AAUAUAUAAUACGAAAAUGAAUAAUUAAUUUUUUUUUUCUUUAAUAAAAUCAAUGAUCUUUUCUGUUUUAAUAAUAUAUUGUUAAUUAACUUUUUAGUUUAACAAUGAAUUUCGUAAAUGAUAUGCGAAAAGUUCAAUGUGCACUUCUGGACGAAGCUCUCACAAAACAUUAUUUUUUAAGGGAAUUCAACGCAAUGAAGAACAAUGUAAAAUAUGGAUAGCUUACAAAAAGAAUCAUCAAAAAGUUGCAGAGACAUUACAAAUUUUUCAAAAAGAUUUAUAUGUAAAUUGUAUGAUACCUAUUGGAAAAAGAGCUUUAAUGAAAGGAAAAUUAAUUCAUACUAAUGAAAUACUUACUUCUUUGGGUGAUGGAUAUUUUGCAAAAUAUAGUGCCUCAGGUGCUAUAGCUCUUUGUAAAAGAAGAGUACAAAGAGCUGAAGAAAUGUUAAAUAAUUUAAAUGCAGAAAGAGAUUUAUAUGAAACAAGAAUGAUGAUGUUAGAAAGUAAUCUUUUUGAUGAUUUUGCUGGAGGAGAGAUUAUAGAACAUUGGAAUGAAAAUCAAAUUACAGAAUGGAAAAAAAAGCAUAGAGAAAGAGAAAGAGAGUAUCAUCAGAAAUUAGUUAAAUUGAAACAGGAAGAAAGAAAAAAGAUAGAGACAGAAGAAGAUCUAUUUAACAGACUUGAUCAACUUGAAAUUGAAGAAGAAUUAGCAGAUGAAUUAAAUAGAUUAGAAGAUUAUGAACAUUUUGAAAAAGAAUUACAAGAUGGAGAAUGUUAUUAUGAAUCGGAAAGUUCUUCUGAGAGUGAAAAAGAAGAAAGUUUUAAAAAAGAAGAAAAACAAGUUCUGAAUUCUGAUACAAAACAAUCUAAAGAUUCUGUUGAAGUUUAUAAAAUAAAAAAAUUUGUUUCAUUUGUAGAACCAGAAGAUAUUUCAAAUAAAGAAGAAAAUUCGAUAAAAGAAAAGGAAAAAAACGACAAAAGUAUGGUAGAUAUGGAAGAUUUUUUUCGAAUAGAAUUCAGUCAUUCUGAAAAUUUUGUUUUAAAAUCAAAAGGAAAUUUAAUAGAAACUCCAGCAGAUAUUUAUAGAAUAUUUUCAAAACCUAAAUCUAUUUUGAAAAGAUCAUUAAAUGAUAUGAAUCCAGAACAACUUGUUCCACAAUAUAGUAUGGAAAAAGAAGAAGAAAAAGAAGAAGAACAAGAAGAAGAAGAAGAAGAAGAAGAAGAAGAAGAAAUUAUUCAAUCUUCAGCUUAUGAAAUUGUGGUAAAAGAUAUUAAAGAAAGAAGUAUAACAGAAGUAACAAAUGAAAUUUUAAGAAAGAAAGAAGAAAAUAAAAAUAUCCGGCCAAUUAGUAAAUUUAAAAGAGAUCGUCAAUUAAAACAACAGUAACAUGUAUAAUAUUAGAUAAUUAUUUAGUAGUAUUAUGAAUAAAAGAUAUUUUGCAAUAAAAAUUUAAUUAAAAAUUAUUUUUUAUUAAAAGAAAAUUAAAAAAAAAAAUGUUGAAGGAGAAAAAACAUUUUUAUUCUAGAUAUCUUCUUUUUUGUUAAUAUCAAAGAUUCGUUGUUUAUGAUAGGAUAUUAAUUACUGUAAUAUAUUUUAGAAAAUAAAUAAAUAAUGCCAGCUUUCUAUGAUC
Messenger RNA from Apis laboriosa (Himalayan honeybee), 1631 nucleotides. RefSeq names its product unconventional prefoldin RPB5 interactor-like protein (gene uri). NCBI's taxonomy places the organism in Eukaryota, Metazoa, Arthropoda, Insecta, Hymenoptera, Apidae. The record is from RefSeq and is a predicted model, not a curated record. The coding region runs from base 137 to 1387 and encodes 416 amino acids. The transcript has 6 exons. Gene Ontology annotation, molecular function: transcription corepressor activity; chromatin binding; phosphatase inhibitor activity. Gene Ontology annotation, biological process: negative regulation of phosphatase activity; negative regulation of transcription by RNA polymerase II.